CAAAUAUAGAUUGGGAAUUAUUACACCAAUAUAAUUCUGAUCUAAUACUGGUCUACGAAACGCCCCAAAGAACAAUUUACUCAAUUUUAAAUUAUUAUAUUGAAUGUAAGGAGGGUAAGGCGUUUUUAAAAGAUUGGCUACCAUUAUGGCAUAAAAGAAUACUAAAUAUAUUCACUGAUUCAAAUGUUAAAAUGUUCAAGAGAAUUCACAUAGAUACGAUUUUAGAGAUUCUACUUGAUGUAGUAAAUACAAGAAAAUUUUCUAUUAUUCAUUCUUAUGUGGAAAGAGAAGAAUAUCCUAUUAUGUGUAAUUUACUGUUAGCUUUAAGGGAUAUGGAAAUAGUGGACGUGUAUUUCUCAUCGAAAAUGAAAGAAGAUUUGAUCUUUACCUGCUAUACAAUAUUUAUAAAUAAUCCAAACAGCAACGAUCUGUUGAAAGAAUGUCUUGAAACUAUAUUAUAUUGUAAAGAUGAAUUAGCAGUGAUUGAAGAUAAAUUUGGAUUUUUAAAAUAUCUUUCCAAGCCUGUAUACGAUGUUGAACUAUUCGAAUUAACGAUCAAACUAAUCUACUGUCUUCAGAAACUAAUAGACUUUAGAUAUAUCGCCAAAAAUCAUAUUGUCGAGCUAAGUCAGAAUAUUGAUAAGUUUCUAUCAGAAUUUAAAACUUAUAAAGGUUUAGAAAAUCAAAGAUAUCAAAGAAUUUCUAAAGAAUUAAAUCCUAUAUACUUGUCUUAUGAUUAAAUCUUAAACUGUAUUGUUUUAAAAGAAAAAGUGGGUACUUUUUAAGUAAAAGUCAACAA
Messenger RNA from Dimorphilus gyrociliatus, 799 nucleotides. NCBI's taxonomy places the organism in Eukaryota, Metazoa, Annelida, Polychaeta, Dinophilidae. The record is from the annotation of a GenBank genome assembly.